AUGAUUUUGAGAAGUUUCGAACAAGAUUUCAUUGAAUGCAUGCACAAGAAUAAUAUCAAAAAGCAAGAAAUUGAUGGUACAUCGAACAAACCUAUUUCUAUCGAAGAUCGUAGAUUUUUGCAGAAGUGUCAAUCAAGUAUUCACAGGACACAGGAUGGUCAUUAUGAGAUGUCUCUCCCUUUUCGAAACAAAGAAGUGAUGCUUUCAAACAACAAGCAAUUAGCUCUCAGAUGCUUACAAGGAAUUAAGAAGCGUUUUGAGAAAGAUGAAAGGUUUAAAGAGCUUUAUUGUGCAUUCAUGAAAGAUGCAAUUGAAAAGGGAUAUGCUGAGAGAUUGUCCGAAGGUGACAAUGGUAAUCAUGGAUAUGUAUGGUAUAUUCCACAUCAUGGAGUGUUUCAUCCUUGUAAGCCAAACAAGAUCAGAGUUGUAUUUAAUUGCAGUUCUGAAUUUGAAGGUCAAAGUUUAAAUGGGUAUUUGCUACAAGGACCAGAUCUUACCAACUCACUGAUAUCAGUACUUGCUCGAUUUCGUGAAAAGGAAAUUGCGUUCAUGGCAGACAUCGAAUCAAUGUUUUAUCAAGUUCGAAUUAACGAAGAAGACAGAGAUUUUGUCAGAUUUCUGUGGUGGGACAAUGGAGAUUGCACGAAAAAACCUAGUUGUUACAGGAUGCGAGUCAUGGUGUUUGGUUCUACGUCGAGUCCAUCGUGCUGUAAUUUUGUCCUCAAAAAGACUGCAGAUGACUAUGAAAAGGAAUUUGGUGAAGAAGCAGCUCAAUUCUUGAGAAAGAAUUUCUACGUUGAUGAUGGUUUAAAGUCAGUUGAUAGUGUUGAAGAAGCAACAUCGUUGAUCAAAGCAAGUAAGAAAAUGUGUGCUAAAGGUGGCUUCAAUUUGACAAAAUUUGUGUCUAAUAAUAAUGAAGUUUUACAAGCUGUUGAUGAGAAUGAUCGCUCGACAAAGUUCAAGAAUUUAGAUCUUGGAAGUAACCCAAUACCAGUUGAAAGAGCACUGGGUGUUCAAUGGUGUAUUGUGGAUGACAGUUUCACUUUUCGUAUUACUUUGAAAGAUCGUCCUUUCACAAGGCGUGGAAUUCUGUCAACAGUAUGUUCAAUCUAUGAUCCGUUCGGAUUUAUUGCUCCUGUUGUCUUAGAAGGAAAACGCAUUCUUCAGGAGUUGUGUCGUGAUAAGUGCAAAUGGGAUGAACCCGUUCCAGAUAAUUUGAAACCAAGAUGGGAGCGAUGGAGAAAUGAUCUUCAUCAUCUUGCCGAAUUAAAAAUUCGACGAUGUUUCAAGCCAAGUAAUUUUGGUGAAAUCAAGGAAACUGAAUUACAUCACUUUAGUGAUGCCUCGACUCGUGGAUAUGGCCAGUGCACCUAUUUAAGACUGACCAAUCAGAAAAAUCAAAUUCAUUGUUCAUUCGUGAUGGGAAAGUCUAGAGUAGCACCAUUGAAACCUAUCACGAUACCUCGAUUGGAAUUGACUGCGGCACUUGUAUCUGUUCGGGUUGGAGUCAUGUUGAGGCAAGAAUUGAAUUUUGUCAACAUCAAGGAAACAUAUUGGACAGACAGUAAAGUUGUUCUUGGUUAUGUUUCAAAUGAUUCUCGUCGAUUUCACAUAUAUGUGGCAAACCGUGUUCAAGAGAUUCGUGAUCAUAGUGAGCCAAAUCAAUGGUUUUAUGUGGAUACAAAGAACAACCCAGCUGAUGAUGCCUCAAGAGGUUUGUGUCCAAAAGAUCUACUGACCAAACAUGAUCGAUAUCUAAAGGGACCUGAUUUUCUGUGGAAACCACUUACAGUGGAAAAAGAGUUUUCACAUGAAUUCGAAGAGCUUGAUGCUUCGGAUCCAGAAAUACGUAAUUCUGUGACAUUUUUGACUGAAGUAAAAGAGCAAUCCUUCCCAAGUCUUUUGGAGAGAUUGUCAAUGUUUUCAAGUUUAUACAAAGCUCAGAGAUUUGUUGUCAUUUUAUGCCGAUGGCUGAAAAUUCUUCAAAAUCGUAGAAACAAGAAUUUGACUUCAUCUUUUGAUUCAAUAACUGUACAAGAGAUGGAAGAUGCUAAGAAGAUAAUUUUAAAACUUAUGCAGUGUCAAGUGUAUCCAGAUGAAAUCGAAAUAUUGAACAAACCUAAGAAAUUCGAUACUGUAAAGAAAUCUUCAUCAUUAUUCAAGCUUGAUCCAUGUAUAAGAUCUGAUGGAUUGUUGAGAAUUGGGGGAAGAUUGAAAGAUUCAAGUUUGCCUGAAGAAUUGAAGCAUCCUGUCAUAUUGCCCAAGUCUCAUCAUAUUACAACUCUGAUAAUCAAGCAUUAUCAUGAAGUCGUGAAACAUCAAGGACGUGGAAUUACACUCAAUGAAAUAAGAUCUGCUGGAUUUUGGAUAGUUUCUGGCAUUGCUGCUGUCUCAAGUUUCAUACAUCACUGCACAAAAUGUAGGAGACUUAGAGGAACAUUUCAAGAACAGAAAAUGGCUGAUUUACCAAAAGACAGAAUGGAUGAUAGUCCAUGUUUUUCAUUUUGUGCUACAGAUUUAUUUGGCCCCUUCAUUAUCAAAGAAAGGAGAAAAGAACUCAAGAGAUAUGGAGUUUUAUUUACAUGUAUGGCAUCGCGUGCUGUUCGUGUUGAAAUCGCCCCAAGUUUAGAAACCGACAGCUUUAUAAAUGCUCUAAGAAGAUUUAUUUGCAGAAAUGGGCCAAUCAGACAACUGAGAUGUGACCGUGGAACCAACAUGGUUGGAGCAUCAAGAGAAUUAAAAGAGGGUCUACAGGCAAUGAAUCAUUCAAAAAUUCAAGAAGUUUUACUUAGAGAAAAUUGUGAUUAUUUCCCAUUCAAGUUCAAUGUCAGCGCUGCAAGUUAUCAGGGAGGUGUUUGGGAACGUCAAAUUCGUAGUAUUAGAGCAGUUCUUUCAUCCAUCCUGGAAAAGAAUGGAAGGCAACUAGAUGAGGAUUCUCUUCGCACUCUGAUGGCAGAGGCUGAAGCAGUUGUCAAUGGACGUCCUCUAGUUGUGGAUAAUUUGUCAUGUCCUGAUUCACCACUGCCUCUGACGCCUAAUCAUUUGUUGACUGCGAAGACAAGACUUGUAUUACCACCACCAGGUGUAUUUGGAAGGGAAGAUUUGUACUCGCGUAAAAGAUGGAGGAGAGUACAGCAUUUAGCCAAUGAAUUUUGGAUUCGAUUUCGUAAAGAAUAUUUACAAUCACUCCAAGUUCGUCAAAAGUGGAACAAAGUUCAACGUGACCUCAAAAUUGGUGAUAUUGUCAUAGUCGUUGACGAAAAUACACCAAGAAAUCAGUGGAAGAUGGCAAGAAUUGUUGAUGUCUAUCCCGAUGCAGAUGGUCAUGUUCGAAGAGUUCGAGUUCACAUAGGAGAUUCAACACUCGAUGAGAGAGGAAAGCGUAUAAGGGAUGUUCUCUUUCUUGAUCGUCCAAUCCAAAAGUUGAUUCUUUUCUUGGAGAGUGGAGAUACGGGAGAAGAUUCCCGACGAGGGAGCCAGAAAUAGACAUUGUGAAAUUGUAAUUUUAUUUUAGUAUAGAAAUAGCAUUUCUAGGGGAGCCAUGUAAAUGAUGGCUCAGCCGUCAUUUUAUUUAUUGCCCUUUGUCGCCUCAUUGUGGUACUUUAGAUUGUUGCGCAAGUUUGUCUCGUGGUUGCGCCAUUUUUCAGGAUUUUGUUGAACAGGCUGACAGGGUUUGUGCUUCUCUGAUUUGGUCUAAUAUAUUAUUCUUUUUCCAUACAGUUAAGAUUGUUUAAAUGUUAAAUAUUGAAGUACCUGCUUGUUUGUGAUAUUAUUAGCCGAAAAAAUCGUUUAUACACUUCUUCAAUUCAUUGAGACUUUAUAUUGGAACAUUUCAUCAGUCCACUGAGACACUAUUUUGGAACGCUUCAUAACAUCUAAGUUAUUUCAUUUGGUCAUCUUUGAACACGAUUUGGAAGUAACAUCAAAACAUUGUGUUGGACAGUUUCUUGGGGUUUCCAGGUUUCAGUGAGUGCAGCAGUGAGUUAAACGACGGUUAUACCUACACGGCGGAACAUACGACUGCGAGUCUGCGACAAAAGGGUUAAAUAGACUGUUAGAUUCGUAGCAUCGUGAACAGCGGCCGUAAUACC
Molecule: messenger RNA, 4091 nt
Organism: Styela clava
Lineage: Eukaryota; Metazoa; Chordata; Ascidiacea; Stolidobranchia; Styelidae
Source: RefSeq, a predicted model, not a curated record